AUGCUGCUCCUCCUCCCCGCCGGCAUCCUGGCCCAGGGCUGCCCAGCCGAGUGCCAGUGCAGCCAGCCCCAGACCGUCUUCUGCAUCUCGCGGAGGAGCCCCGCCGUCCCGCAGGGCUUGCCGCGGGACACAGCCAACCUGUACAUGUUCGAGAACGGCAUCCGCUCCCUGAGCAGGGACAGCUUCGCGGGGCUGCCGGCCCUCCAGCUGCUGGACCUCUCCCAGAACCUGAUCCCCGGCCUCCCGCGCGACGUCUUCCAGCCGCUGGCGGGCCUCCGCAACCUCGACCUGUCCUCCAACCAGCUGCACGAGGUCACCAACGAGAGCUUCCACGGGCUGCGCCUGCUGGAGCGCCUCUACCUGGACCGCAACAGGAUCCAGGCCAUCCACCCGGCUGCCUUCGACUCGCUGGAGAACCUGCUGGAGCUGAAGCUGCAGGACAACCGGCUGCAGGCGCUGCCGCCGCUCGGCCUGCCCACCCUGCUGCUGCUCGACCUCAGCCGGAACCGGAUCGGCGCCCUCGAGCCGGCCACCUUCCACGUGCACAACCUCGAGUCGCUGAAGGUGGCCGGGCUGGGCCUGCGGAGCCUGGGGGAGGAGCUCCUGCAGAGCCUCCGCAACUUGCACGAGCUGGACGUUUCCGACAACCUGCUGGCCAGGGUGCCCGGAGCCCUGAAGCAGCUGCGCGGCCUGACCAAGCUGAGCCUGGCCGGGAACGGGCAGAUCUCCCAGCUGCACCCCGAGGACUUCCAAGAGCUCCGCGACCUGCAGGAGCUGGACGUCAGCAGGCUCAACCUGCGCGGCCUCCCCCGGGACUUCCUCGGCUCCUUCCCCAGGCUCAGGGCAGUCACGGCGGCCGAGAACCCCUUCAACUGCGUGUGCCAGUUGAGCUGGUUCGUCAGCUGGGUGAGCAGCAGCAAAGCCUCGCUCCGCCGCUCCGACGAGACCCGCUGCCACUUCCCCCCCAAAAACGCCGGCAGGCUGCUCCAGCACCUGGAAUACGCAGAUUUCGGGUGCCCGGCCACCACCACCACCACCACUACCACGUCGAAAGCCACCAGCCCCAAACUGGCCACGGCCACGCCCAGCACCGGGCAUGUCCCUCCGGAGCCCAGCACUCCCGAUGCCAGCCCCGAGGACGGCAGCCCCACGCCCACGCCGUUCACUGCCCCGGAAGGCCCGCCGAGUCCCCCCGAGGGAACACACCUGUGUCCCCCGCGCACCUGCCUGAACGAGGGCGUGUGCCAGCUGGACGCCUCCAACCAUGUGGAAUGCGCCUGCCCCCAGGGCUUCGGGGGCCUCUACUGCGAGACCCAGGUGCAGGCGACCGCUCCGCCCCCAGCGGCCACCCAGGCACCGGCCCAGCCCAAGCAGAUAGCCAUCAAGCACGUUGGGGGCACCUCCCUGAAAGUGGACCUGCAGAACUACAUCCAGUCCAAGACGCAGUUGAAAGGGAUCCGCCUGACCUACUGGAACCUCUCCGGGCCGGACAAGCGGCCUGUCACCCUCAGCCUGCCGGCCUCGCUGCCCGAAUACACCGUGCGGGCCCUGAAGCCCAACUCCUCCUACCACCUCUGCGUGGGGCCGCUGGGGGACCAAGCCCACGAGCAGGACCUGUGCGUGGAGGCCCAGACCCUGCACCUCACCCACCAGCAGCACGCGCCCGUCACCCAGCGCAAAGACGCCAACCUGGCCCUGGUGGUGGUGCCGGCCAUGGCUUCUGUCCUGCUGCUGGUGGCGGCCAUGGCGGCCGGCUCCUACUACGUGCGGCGGAAGCGGCGGCAGAAGGCGCAGAGCGUGUCCGGGGCCGGCAGCUCCGGCCCGCUGGAGCUGGAGGGGGUGAAGGCCGGCCUCGAGAAGGCAGAGCCGGCGGGGCACGGCCCGAAGACAGCCGCCACCACCGCCGCCGCCACCGGCCUGGAGUGCGAGGUGCCCCUCAUGCAGCCACAGUACACGAGCGCCGCUCCCACGCCUCGGGCCGCAAGGCCUUCCUACUUCUAGGGCCAGGAAAGGGGCCCCAAUCCAAAAGCUGGCCCCAGGGCCAAGGGCGUGAUGGGAAGGCAGCUUCUAGGCCGCCGGAGGCUUGGCUCAUAUUAAGAAA
This is a messenger RNA of Elgaria multicarinata webbii, 2101 nucleotides long. It is a transcript of the gene VASN, whose product is annotated as vasorin. Gene Ontology annotation, cellular component: extracellular matrix. The record is from RefSeq and is a predicted model, not a curated record. The transcript has a single exon. Gene Ontology annotation, molecular function: protein binding. The coding region runs from base 1 to 2001 and encodes 666 amino acids. NCBI's taxonomy places the organism in Eukaryota, Metazoa, Chordata, Lepidosauria, Squamata, Anguidae.